ACUAAUUUAUAUAUUUAUUCAACUUCCAUUGUAGUCUCUAGUAUCCAUACUCUCUCACAAAUCUCCAUCUCUUUCCUCUUUUUCUCUCUAUUUUUCUUAUGAAAAAGCUCCGACGCUUUAAGCUUCGAAAGCGUCUUAUUCUUUUCUCGAGGUGGUUUGGUCGAAAUAUUCGACCGAUGACAUCGUUGUCAUCGGCUAGAUACUACAGACUGAGCCAGGGUGACUCGUUGAAAGAACCCAAGUUGUCGUCAAAGCUCCUCAGUUGGGGUCGUCAGCUGAGUUUUCUUCGACAACGUGUGUCGAGCGAGGAGAAGCCUGACCUAGUGCCGAAAGGUCAGUUGGCGGUGUAUGUUGGAGAAAGCGGAGGAGGGUUGAGUCGGGUUUUGGUGCCGGUGGUGUAUUUCAAACACAAGCUUUUCAUUGAGCUACUAAGGGAGGCGGAGGAGGAAUAUGGGUUUAGACAUGAGAAAGGGAUUACUUUGCCUUGUGGGUAUUCGGAGUUUGAGAGGAUUCAGACUAAGAUUAGAGAUUGUGGACGGAGUUGGCCGCGGUGGAGGAGCUCCGGCAGCUGCUGCUCGCCGGAGGGGGAUGAUGUUGAUUUGUGGAGGCUCUUGGAACUUUGAUUGAAAAGAUCGAUCAAGAGAUGAGUGGUUUUUGACUUUUCUUCUGUGGUGGCUGGUUUUGGACUUUUUUUAAUGUGCGGAUGUGAUGUAAAUUAGUUUUUUAGUUUAUACUGAAAAGUAAUAUUAAUAUUUUGAAAAAUUAAUACUUGCUUACUGGGACUCCUCAUUGACUUUUUCUAUGUGUGGUUUUUAUUUGUCAUAUGAAAAUAUGUUUCUUUC
Molecule: messenger RNA, 842 nt
Organism: Cucumis melo (muskmelon)
Lineage: Eukaryota; Viridiplantae; Streptophyta; Magnoliopsida; Cucurbitales; Cucurbitaceae
Product: auxin-responsive protein SAUR36-like
Exons: 1
Coding region: 99-623 (174 amino acids)
Biological process (GO): response to auxin
Source: RefSeq, a predicted model, not a curated record